GGGAGCAAAAUAAGACACAGGCACAGUUGCAGUACCGUGCCUACCCGGCAGAUAAGUAUCCAAGAUCACUUUCACAGUUCAGUUAUCAACGAAUUGUUGAGCCGGUCGGUCGUAGGUUAGUCGCUUUGGUCCGUUGACGGUUCCGGAUUUCGGGUAGCAGAAACUGUAAAGCGGAAGAAUGUGACUGCGAACCGUUCCCACAUUGUAGUACGUAAUUGAAUAGUCUGAUAAGUCGUCGUAUCCAAGUGGAUUAAGUGACUGUGGGUGACAGGAGACACAUCCUACGGCCUUUGAAGAGUGAUGUUAAUUUCGCUACGCUCGAAAACUUCGGGAAGAAAGUCGGUGCGUGUGUGAUGGGAGAAGUUUUUCCUGCUUUUUGAAUGGGUUUGUUUCAUUUCCGAUCAAAACGUGACCAAGACGAGGGGGGAUGUCAUGUUGCCUAGCCGGUAGUACCGAAAGCCAACGAGGAUAAAGGAUGCAAUAGGGGAAGACAGCAGAAGACGGCCUUUGGAGUGUGAUAAAUUAAAAGGAUAGAAUAUAGGAAAGUGUUCUUCCUGGCCGGAAGUUGCAAAUGGAGAAGUGUAUGAAAGCACGUGUGAGAAGAUGUGCUUUCGUAGAGUGAUUGAUUUCAAUGAAAUUGAUUUGUGCCAAAAACUGUCCGUUCCGAUUCGUUGCGAAAGAGUGUCUGCGAUGCUUGGUAAUAUAUCGGAUGUGAUGAAAUGAUAAUGCAGGUUUAAUAAAUUUUCCGAAGGCCCAUCACUCGUUACGUUUGGCCGCGACAAACAACGAAUUCGAGGGUCAACGAUUAAAAUUGGAUAAUUUUUUGGAGUAGACUGUCGAAUGGCAUUUAUCGUAAUCCUGUGCUAUUAAUGGUGUGUUGGUCCCUCGGCGGUGUUUGAACGCGAGUUCAGUCGGAAUUGCUUUUGUUGUAAAGAAUUGAAUACAAACGGGUUAUCAAAAAAAAGUCGAAAAGGGUGGUGAAAAUUGUGUUAAAUAAGCACAUAACGAUUGAUUGACAGUAGGUGGCUGAACCUAUAAAACCGAAACCGAGCUGACCUUUCGAAUUGAAGAGGGAGUGAGUGCAAAAAAAUUGGUAGAACGAUUAAAACAUACCUGACACAAUUUGUGUUAAUUAAGGGUGAGUGAUUAAAGUUUCGAUCAAAAUUGAUGGGUGCUAAUGGAAGACAAUUUAAGUGAACUAAUUGUUUUUGAUUUACAGUAAGAUAUUGAGUUUUAUUGCAGGCGGAUCGAAAGAAAAAAAAACCGAACGGUUCACAACUCAGAAAGUUGCCCCUUUGUGGAAUAUGUAGAAGAAAAAUAGCAGGGUAAUCCAUCUGCCACAGCUGGACAAAGACAAGAGGAAAUACGAUUACUUCCUGACUGCUGCUGUACCGGUGUUCCUCGUGGAUUGCAGUGGCUGCACCAGAAUCGCGCCUUCGAGUGAGCCUCCCAGUGACAGAAAUGGUGCUGAAAGUAAAUAAGAUUGCGUUUUGUCGCCCUGGUGCAUUAUGAGUUGGUGGUUUGCGGUGAUGGUUUGGAACGUGUUUUUUUUGCACCUAAGUUCCUACCGGGAAGUGUAUUUACGCAGAAGUGAAAUGUGCAGUUUGACGUAAGAGACGAAGGAAACUAAAUCGACAGUAAAAAGAUUCGUGAGAAUUUGCUUCACUUGGUUCUUCCCGGAUGGUGACAAGUGGACAAGCAGCAAUGGUUACCUGAAACGAGCUGGAGCAGGAGCUCUCAAGUGUACCAUUUGAGUCAGUCAUGGGGAAUUAGUGCGGUAAUUAUGGCAAGGUGACAAUCUGAUAAAACCACCGAUAAUGAGUUAUAUUACCGUUCUCGUCAUCCCCAACAUCACCGACGCUGACACCAUCGUCAACACCUUCAGCGCCUUCCGUUUCCUUUGAUGCCAGCGCUACACCCCGGGCACUGCUGCGUGUCACUCCGAUCAGAAGAAACUGUCACCUAAUUAGGGAGCAGUUGACUACACGAUAGCUCGUGGCAGUGCAACUUGAACCCAAACCAGCAGAAAAUCGAAUCAACCCUAACCGAGCAGCACAUUCUCCUUGCCCGCAUACCGUUCUUAUAGUGGAAGGAGGAUGCCUUUCAACAGCUUCGAUAGUAAUAGCGUCGAUAUCGGUGGCGUGUCCCAGCGGUAUCCGAAUGCAACAGCCGUACUCUUUGCCGUGCUACUACUAUCCACUCUGCCUCGUGAGGCAGUCUCAGCCACGGUGAAUCCGAACUCGUCCUCAUCCCCUGAGCUUUGCUGGCUGGCACUGCUGAAUUGUAGUGAUUUCGCCGAAGGAAACUUUACCAUCCAUGGACAGCAAUCCAAUCUGUCGUCUGACCCCUACCCGCCGUGGGAUCUGUGCGAUCGGGACACUGUUGACUUCCAGUGUACCGUGCAGCAGUACCUGGAGUAUGCCCGAGGACCGCAGCAGAUGCCACUGACGACCGCACUUCUGGUAACAAUUCUGUUCGUGGGCAUCCUCGUAACCGGAGUGGUGGGAAAUGUGAUUGUCUGUUUGGUUAUCAUUCGUCAUCCAUCGAUGCGAACGGCCACCAACUAUUACCUGUUCAGCCUGGCCGUCUCAGAUCUCAUCCUGCUGGUACUAGGCCUUCCGUACGAGAUAAGCCUCUACUGGCACCAGUAUCCGUACAACAUGGGACUAGUGUUCUGUAAGAUUCGGGCGCUGCUAUCGGAAGCCUCAACGUACGUCUCCGUACUGACGAUAGUGGCAUUCUCGAUGGAGCGCUUCCUGGCCAUCUGUCACCCAUUACAUCUGUACACGAUGUCCGGAUUGCAACGACCGGUACGAAUCAUUGCCGGUCUGUGGAUUGUGAGCCUGUUUAGUGCUGUACCUUUCGCCGUAUUUACGGACAUCGAUUACAUCGUGUACCCACCGACUGGUGAAAAAAUCCUGGAUUCGGCGUUCUGUGCGAUGCUGAGCAACCCGGAAGGGAUUCCCCUCUGGGAACUGUCCACAUGUCUGUUCUUUGUUAUUCCGAUGGUAGUGAUGGUCGUCUUGUAUGGCCGGAUGGGUUUACAGAUUCGAUCACGAACCCAGCGGACGGAAGAACUUGGCGUGCGGAACGGAUCCGUAAAUGGACCAUCGAGAGUAUCUCAAUCACGAAAAGCCAUCAUUCGUAUGCUGGCUGCCGUUGUGAUAACUUUUUUCAUCUGCUGGGCACCAUUUCACGCACAACGGUUGCUGUUCCUGUACGGUCGGGAUUGGCAGCACUUCACCGCCGUCAAUGUGUGGCUUUUCUGGGUUGCCGGAUGGCUGUACUACGUGUCCUGCACCAUCAAUCCCAUACUGUACAACGUGAUGUCUCACCGGUACCGAGUGGCAUUCCGAGAAACGCUCUGCGGCCGCCGACGAGGCUUAGGGCCUAGUUUCAUCCGGGACCAGUCAAGCUUUCGCGAAACAACGCUGGAUGUCGGAGGUGGAAGUGAAAAUUCCAAACUGCUUCGAGCCCGUUCGAUGAUGCAGUCCAAACUGGCCCGCCACAAGAGCACCCUGCAUGCAAACAACAGCAUUCGCUACAAUAGCAACUGCAUUCGGAGAAAUUCACUGCAGAUUGGACACCUUCCUAGUAAUCGCAGCUCGUUAUCGCCAUCGAACACGACCGCGGAUAUGGUUGUAAAGUUGGAAAAUAACCUCACCGGCAGAGCCCGCUGCUACACGACCCCGGUCACAACGUCGGUAACGACGCCGGAGUCCGUUUCGGCAACGACUGCUCCGGCCACGGAACAUACACAAAUGAUUCCUCUGAUAAACAUCAACGGUGUCAGCGAUUGCAUGGCAAAUGCUGAUAGUGUAAAUAAUGUGAAUAAUAUAAGUAAUCAUGUUAGCAACAACAACAACAACAACAACAUCAGCAUCAAUGAUAAUAUAGAGCAUCGUACCAAUAAGGAUAGGGACAAUUCUCCGGCAUCCCCUUCGCUGACAUUUUCUGGCUCCGAUCCGAAACAAUCAGCAGAAAGUCUGCAAUCAUAACAGGACGAGCGAUUAUUGGAUGGAAUAAUCACAAUAAUGGUCAACCGCGAGAAAGAAGUAAUAAAUUAAUUAGAGUAUGCGAUAGUGAUAAGACAGACAGUCAGAGCACAAACACUAAGUUAUCGAUGCUAAGAAAUAGCAAAUCUACAUAAAUUAAGGUGCUGCAGUAAAUCAUGUUCGGCUGAAUCGAAAUAUGUUGACUUGUAUAUAACGCAGAGAUCUUUUUUUCUGUGCCAAAUCACAGACUAAUGUCGUUCUAAAAAGGGAUAGCUUGUUUGGGCGACAAGCUAGCUCUUUACCUGAACAGCACUCAACCAUGCAAGUAGAAACAAGCUUAAAGAAUCUCCUUCGCCAUCUACAAAAAUACGUAUCGUAAGGCUUUGUUGAUUUCAGUCUCAACCGGAACUAAGUCGAAACUUCUAACGUACGUACCUUUUGUGACCAUAAAGUACAGAAUCCACUGUAGAGUAUUCUAGUUCAAUGUAUACGCCUAAGUAAUCUAUGCGAUAAUUUAUUGUUUGCGGGCUUACUCUUUCCCCCCAUAAACGCACACAGAAAUUGCUGCAACAGUGAAAAGCCACCAGCAAACAUUUUCGAGAGCUAAUUGUACCACGUGAUAUAUUUGAAUAAGAAUAGAUUAUAUUUUGCGACAAAUAAAACAUAAAUCAAAUUUACAAUUCAAA
Malaya genurostris is the source of this 4681-nucleotide messenger RNA. Its product is annotated as neuropeptides capa receptor. The record is from RefSeq and is a predicted model, not a curated record. Gene Ontology annotation, biological process: neuropeptide signaling pathway. Gene Ontology annotation, cellular component: plasma membrane. Gene Ontology annotation, molecular function: neuromedin U receptor activity. NCBI's taxonomy places the organism in Eukaryota, Metazoa, Arthropoda, Insecta, Diptera, Culicidae. The transcript has 11 exons. Bases 2097 to 3998 code for a protein of 633 amino acids.